AUGAACGCAGGUGGUCUUGAAUCUGCAGCACUGCUGGCUUUUGGAAAUGAAUCUGAUCACCUAGCAUUACUGGACUUCAAGAGGAGAAUUACUGAAGACCCUCUUGGCAUCAUGAGCUCAUGGAAUAAAUCCAUAAACUUCUGCAGUUGGAUUUGCGUUACAUGCAACGAUUCCAACAAAAGGGUCAUCAUUUUGAACCUGGAUGCUCAACAACUGGUAGGCUCUAUACCACCUUCUAUGGGAAAUCUUACUAAUCUUACUGGUAUCAACCUGAGAAACAACAGCUUUCAUGGUGAACUUCCACAAGAAAUGGGGUGUCUAAACAAUCUCACAGGAAGAAUUCCAUAUUGGAUAGGAAAUUGGUCAUCUAUGUAUGGACUCUCUCUUGGCAGUAACAGUUUGCAAGGAAGCAUACCGGAUGAGCUUGGGUGUCUAAAGGGCUUGGGACUACUCAUACUUGAUGAUAACAAUCUGUCUGGUAUGGUUCCUUCUUCAAUCUAUAAUAUUUCUUCCAUAUACACUUUUAGUGUUGCUGUGAACCAGCUGCAUGGAGAGCUACUCCAAAUACUUCAGCUUCUUGACUUUGGUGAUAAUGGUUUCACUGGAAAGCUUCCUGAAAGGUUUGGAAACUUGCGUGGCUUAAUUAGACUGAACUUUGGCAUAAACAGACUGGGAAGUGGGAAAGCUGGUGACCUGAAUUUUCUCAAUUCCUUGGCUAAUUGUACUAGUCUUGAGUCCUUGGGGGUUAGCCUUAAUCGCUUUGGAGGAGAAUUACCAGCAUCCAUGGCUAACCUUUCUACCCAACUGAAAUUUCUUAUUCUGGGUAGCAAUUUGAUACAUGGGGGGAUCCCUAUGGGCCUUGGAAAUCUUGUAAACUUGACCGCUUUGGGAUUAGAAGUAAACUUUCUGACUGGCUAUGUCCCUGAAGAGAUUGGGAAGCUCCGGAACCUAGGGGAGGUAGUGGCAAUCAAAUCCCUUGCGAUUUCUUUGACCAUGUCUAACAACUCUCUGACUGGUUCACUACCAUCUGAAGUGGGUAAUGAAUUCAGUGGAGAAAUUCCUCAGUCUCUGGAAACAUUGAGAGGCUUGGAAGAGUUGGAUAUUUCAUGUAACAACUUAUCUGGUCAGCUUCCUGAAUUUGUAGGUGGAUUUAGAUCUCUAAAGCUUCUCAAUCUUUCUCACAAGGAUUUUGAGGGUGAAUUGCCUAAAGAAGGAAUCUUUUCAAAUGCAACUGGAAAAAGACCUACUGAUGACAUGUUCAAAGAUGAUCUAAGCAUUCACCAAUUUGCAGCCAUGGCUUCGCUUCAUCAUGUCAUGGACAUAGCUGACCAUUCAUUGCUCCUUGAAGGAAAUGACAAGGAUGAUGUUAACAUAUUCGACAAUGACAUACAAGAAAGACCAAUAAUCAGAUACCAGGAUCGCUCCCAAGUCAACAUAAAAGGAUUGGAGGAAUGCUUGGUGUCGGUGAUACAGAUUGGACUUUUAUCCUCUGCAUUGUUACCAAGAGAGCGGAUGCUUAUGGAUAUCACUGCCAACAAAAUGAAGGCAAUCAGAGACUUUAUCUCAAUUGAAGAAGCGGCAGCAGCCAGUAACCAAGUCGAGGACAUGUAA
Molecule: messenger RNA, 1611 nt
Organism: Argentina anserina (silverweed cinquefoil)
Lineage: Eukaryota; Viridiplantae; Streptophyta; Magnoliopsida; Rosales; Rosaceae
Product: LRR receptor-like serine/threonine-protein kinase EFR
Exons: 7
Coding region: 1-1611 (536 amino acids)
Molecular function (GO): protein binding
Source: RefSeq, a predicted model, not a curated record